Molecule: messenger RNA, 1134 nt
Organism: Vombatus ursinus (common wombat)
Lineage: Eukaryota; Metazoa; Chordata; Mammalia; Diprotodontia; Vombatidae
Product: olfactory receptor 8K3-like
Exons: 2
Coding region: 1-1134 (377 amino acids)
Biological process (GO): G protein-coupled receptor signaling pathway; sensory perception of smell
Cellular component (GO): membrane
Molecular function (GO): odorant binding; olfactory receptor activity; G protein-coupled receptor activity
Source: RefSeq, a predicted model, not a curated record
AUGGAAGAUAUGAUCAAUCUAAAUGAAACCUCAGGGAAUCAGGUGACUGAAUUUAUUCUCUUGGGCAUUACAAACAGUCCUGAGCUCCAGGGCCCCCUCUUUCUUUUGUUUUUUCUCAAUUACAUGGCCACAGUUGUGGGGAACCUGGGCCUGAUCAUCCUAAUGAGCAUUGAUUCCCAUCUUCAAACACCCAUGUACUUUUUCCUGAAGCAUCUGGCAUUUGUUGAUUUUGGUUAUUCCACAGCUAUUGGGCCAAAAAUGCUAGUUGGAUUCAUGGAAGAGAAAAAUGUCAUUUCUAAUAAUGAAUGUGCAACACAGCUAUUUUUCUUUCAGGUAUUUAUUACCAGUGAAGUUUUUAUCCUUUCAGCCAUGGCCUAUGACCGCUAUGUGGCUAUCUGUAAGCCCCUCCUCUACAUGGUCAUGAUGUCAGAUCUGGUAUGUUGGCUCUUGGUGGCUAUCUCAUACCUCUAUAGCAUCAUGGUAUCCCUAUUGGUCACAAUAAAGGUUUUUACAUCAUCUUUCUGUAAAUCAAAUGUAAUAAGACACUUCUACUGUGAGAGUCUCCCCCUACUGUCCAUUACAUGUUCAGACACAAGUGAGGUUGAACUGAUAAUUAUGACCCUUUCUGUAUUUGUUUUGGUUUCUUCCCUCUUUAUUAUCCUUGUCUCCUACAUGUUCAUUCUUGUGUCUAUCCUCAGGAUGAACUCUUCUGAGGGCAAGCACAAAGCCUUCUCCACCUGUGGCUCUCAUCUCACAGGGGUGGUUAUAUUCUAUGGGACACUUCUCUUCAUGUACCUGCAGCCCCAGUCUAACCAUUCCUUUGACACAGACAAGAUGGCCUCUGUGUUUUACACUCUGGUCAUCCCUAUGCUCAACUCUUUGAUCUACAGUUUGAGGAACAAAGAGGUGAAAGGUGCCUUGAGGAGGCUCUUUAAAAAAUCGUGGAGCUGUUUGGCCUCUGGGGUGGCCUGCAGAGCAGGGCAGAGAGGGAAGGUGGUGGGGUGCCUUGGGGACCAGACUAGGCCUCAGAACCUGUUGGUUUAUGCUGAGGGGCCGCGGGGCCAGAGCAGAGCGAAGCAGUGGGGGCUGAGCUGCGCUGGGCCUGGGAGGCUGCCUGGCUGCCAUAGUGGCUGA